Messenger RNA from Coniosporium apollinis CBS 100218, 1296 nucleotides. RefSeq lists its product as uncharacterized. Lineage: Eukaryota; Fungi; Ascomycota; Dothideomycetes. Gene Ontology annotation, biological process: tetrahydrofolate biosynthetic process. Gene Ontology annotation, cellular component: mitochondrial envelope. The coding region runs from base 1 to 1296 and encodes 431 amino acids. The transcript has 3 exons. Gene Ontology annotation, molecular function: 2-amino-4-hydroxy-6-hydroxymethyldihydropteridine diphosphokinase activity; dihydropteroate synthase activity. The record is from RefSeq and is a predicted model, not a curated record.
AUGGCUUGCAGAGAGAUGGAAAAGCAAGGCGAUAUCCGCAUACUCCGGACAAGCGGCCUGUGGGAGACCCAAGCUAUGUACGUCACUGACCAAGCGAGUUUCCUCAACGGUGUCUGUGAGGUGCGGACAUCUCUAGAGCCUUUCCAAUUGCUUGACAGACUACAAGCAAUAGAGACCGCCUUAGGCAGGGUGAAGGUCGUUGACAAAGGCCCGCGAAACAUCGACCUUGAUAUCCUUCUCUAUGGUGAAAAGACCGUCAGGAGCGAACGCUUGACGGUGCCUCACCCGCUGAUGUUGGAACGGGAAUUCGUGCUUCGUCCUCUCUGCGAGCUUAUACCAACCACCCAUCACCCCAAAUCUGACCAGUACAUCCAUCAUCUCAAGCGCCUCCCGCCGGUCCCAGAGAAACUGUCGACUGUGACGCCUCUCUCACCCUCUCUCCCACCCAUAACAGCACUAAAUCCCGCCCGCAAGACCCACGUCAUGUCCAUUCUCAACGUAACGCCUGACUCCUUCUCCGACGGCGGCCUCCACAACCCCACCAACCUCACUUCCCUCCGCGAAACCAUCCUCGCUCACAUCGCCGCCGGCGCCACCAUCAUCGACGUAGGCGGCCAAUCAUCCCGCCCCCAUGCGCCUUCCAUCAGCGCAGGAGAAGAAAUCGCCCGUGUCCUACCAGCUAUUCAACUUAUCAAAUCCCUUCCCGAAGCCCGCAGCGUUGCCGUAAGCAUCGAUACCUACCGCGCCGCCGUCGCCGAAGCAGCCGUGAAAGCCGGCGCCGACAUCGUUAACGACGUCUCGGCUGGAACUAUGGACCCAGAUAUGCUGCCCACGGUCGCAAAGCUAGGCGUCACGGUCUGCCUGAUGCACAUGCGCGGUACGCCAGAGACCAUGACGCGUCUGACCGACUACCCCGACGGCGUGGUAGAGACAGUCGGCAGAGAACUACGCGAGCGGGUCGCCGCAGCAGAAGAAGCAGGCAUCCGGCGAUGGCGCAUCAUGCUCGACCCCGGCAUCGGCUUCGCGAAGAACCAGGCGCAGAACCUGGAGCUGCUGAGACGGCUGGGCGAGUUGAGGGAGUACGAGGGACUGCAGGGCCUGCCGUGGCUGGUAGGGACGAGCAGGAAGGGGUUUAUUGGGAAGAUUACGGGUGUGAAGGAGGCGAGGGAGAGGAGCUGGGGCACGGCUGCUGCGGUUACGGCGGCUGUGCAGGGUGGGGCUGAUGUGGUGAGGGUACAUGAUGUGGACGAGAUGGCGAAGGUGGUCAAGAUGGCGGAUGCGGUGUGGAGGGUGUGA